CCUGAUGCAGACAGGAGAACAGUUUCAGUUUGCCACAUGUGGACCUACAGCUGUAUACACAGCCUUUUUUAAAUCAUCAUCAUCAUCAUCGUAAAUCAAUAUAAUUUUUGUCACCUGUAGAUCUUCAUGUUCAAUUGGACCAUGCUGUACCCUACUCAGCUAACCGGCAUGGUCCUUCUCGCACUCCUAAAUGGUGCACAAUCAUACAAUUGCUCUGACCUUGUGCUGGACCCUCCUGAGCUGGUGGUACGAUAUGGAGAUCCUGUCUCAGUGAGCUGCCGUUCCCUGUCCAAUGACACCGAUCUGGACUGGACUGUUCCAGUGAGUGAUAUUUUCAAUCCUGAUGCUCAGACCGUCACCUGGGAAACAGAAAAUCUGACUGAUUGGGAAAUACAACCUGUGUGCUACAAGAACCAGACAGAUGUACAAUGCAGCAGAAUGCUCCCACUUACUGUUUACAAGCUUCCAGACCAGGUGUCCAUCAGCGUCAUGAAUCACUCUGGGCCAAUGACUGAAGGCAGAGAGUACAAUCUAAAGUGUGACAUUCACACUGUUGCUCCUAUUCAUCUCCUCAAUGUGGCCUGGUACAAAGGUCUCCGUAUGGUGAAUAACAGAAGCUUUAAUGACAAAUUAAACAAGAGUCCAGAGACUAUAUCCACCAUGCUACGGAUCUCCCCCAGCAGAGAUGAUGAUGGAGUUCAGUACAGAUGUGAGGCAAUGCUUAAUCUGGGACAGGAAUUUCAGGAUUCCCAUACAGUGACAUCAGAUCCUCUGAACAUUACAAUAACCUCAAAACCUAAAAAUUGCUCUGACCUUGUGCUGGACCCUCCUGAGCUGGUGGUACGAUAUGGAGAUCCUGUCUCAGUGAGCUGCCGUUCCCUGUCCAGCGACACCGAUCUGGUCUGGAGUGUUCCAACAGGAAAUGUUUUCAAACCUGAUACUCAGUCCAUCACCUGGGAAACAGACAAUCUGACUGACUGGGAAAUACAACCUGUGUGCUACAAGAACCGGACAGAUGUACAAUGCGAAAGAGCUCUUCAGAUCAUUGUUUACAAGAUUCCAGAAAAAGUGUCUAUCAGCUUCAUGAAUCAUAUUGGGCCAAUGACUGCAGGCAAAAAAUAUGAGCUCCAGUGUGACAUUGAGAAUUUUGCUCCUGUGCAUGUCCUCGCUGUUUUCUGGUACAAAGGGGACCAGUUACUGAAAAACAGGGGAUUCUCAGACUUGCCCACCAAAACUCCUAGUAAUAAGACUGUUACACUGAAGGUCAUGGCCAACAGAACUGACUCUGAUGCUCCUUUCCGAUGUGAGGCAAAGUUGAAGCUGGGAGAAGCAGGACCUCAGCCUCCUCCUAUAGUGACUUCAAAUCUUCUCCCCACUGAAGUUAACUACAAACCUGUAAUAACUUGCUCAGAUUGGUCUGCUUUGGUUAAUACUACCUUGAGCUCAUAUCCUUAUAAUGUUAUGGGAAAACCAUCGCCAAACAUCACCUGUUAUCGAGACCAAUCACCAGUCAGCUCCGAUAUGCGUCUCACCAGGAGUGACACGGGCCAGUAUAGAUUCACUGCCUCUAAUGAGGUGGGAAGUUCAAGCUGUCACACAAAGAUCACUGUGGAGUAUCCUCCUACGUUUACCUGUCCUGAUACUUAUACGGGGAAAGAGUACGAAUCCUUCUUAGACAAAUGUUCAGUUAUGGCUUCUCCUGUAGCGAAAAUUACUUGGACAAAAGAUGGAAAAACAGUGAGCCCUAUUCAUAGUCUUACAAAAGGAGAUGACGGCUUAUAUGUGAUCACAGCCGUCAACAAGCACGGAGCUGAACGACACAGUCUGACCAUUAAGGUUCUGGAUGGUUGUGAAAUUACAAUUCAGCCUGCUAAACUAGUGGUGGAGUUUGGUGCUUCUGCCACAGCUAACUGUUCCACAACCGUCACCCAUAAUGGAAUGGGUUGGGAAGCAGUGACUGGAGCAGUGGAUAAAACAAAAGGCGUCCAGUUCCUUACCUGGAGGGUAGAGAGUCUGAAAUACUGGGACAUACAGCCAAUAUGCUACGUCAAUGCACACGAGCAGUGCGAAUCCAAGCUCCCAGUUACUGUUUACAAACGUCCAGAGAAGGUGUCGAUCAGCACCGUGGAUCACACAGGGCCAAUGAUUGAGGGCAAACAGUACAAGCUCGAGUGUGAUGUUAAGAAUGUUGCUCCUGUUAAUCUCCUCACUGUCAACUGGUACAAAGGACAGCCAGGACAGCUAGUGAAAAGUGUACAAUUUAAUAACACUUCCUCCAAAACACCAGUAAACCGUUCUACUGAACUCAGCAUCUCGACCAGCAAAGAAGAUGAUGGAGUUCAGUACAGAUGUGAGGCAAAGCUGGAACUAGGACCAGAAGGGCCUCAACCUCCUCCUAUAAAGACAUCAGAUCCUCUCAACAUUAUAGUGCACUACAAACCUGUAAUAACUUGCUCAGAUUGGUCUGCUUUGGUUAAUACUACCUUGAGCUCAUAUCCUUAUAAUGUUAUGGGAAAACCAUCGCCAAACAUCACCUGUUAUCGAGACCAAUCACCAGUCAGCUCCGAUAUGCGUCUCAGCAGGAGUGACACGGGCCAGUAUAGAUUCACUGCCUCUAAUGAGGUGGGAAGUUCAAGCUGUGACACAAAGAUCACUGUGGAGUAUCCUCCUACGUUUAACUGUCCUGAUACUUAUACGGGGAAAGAGAACGAAUCCUUCUUAGACAAAUGUUCAGUUAUGGCUUCUCCUGUAGCGAAAAUUACUUGGACAAAAGAUGGAAAAACAGUGAGCCCUCUUCAUAGUCUUACAAGAGGAGAUAGCGGCUCAUAUGUGAUCACAGCCGUGAACAAGCACGGAGUUGAACCUCACCGUAUGAUUGUUAAUGUUCAGUAUGGUCCAGAAAUUCAGCCAGUCACACGCUCAGAAGUGGUGAAAGCAGGCAAUGACUUGUCUCUGAGCUGCACUGCAGAAGGAAAUCCAGAGCCUGAAGUGAGCUGGAGCUUUCAAAACCAAACUAAGGCCACUGGGAGGCGGCAGACAAUUCUAAACCUUUCUAAAGCCAAUUCUGCUGAUGCUGGUGAAUAUUUGUGCACCGCUUCUAAUGAACUUGGGAGCAAAACAAGGACCGUCUCACUGACAGUAGAAGAAAGCAACAUGCGAACAAUAAUAAUCUGUGUUGGGGUUCUAUUACUGAUUUUAAUCCUUAUUAUAUAUGUAAUUUACACUUAUGUCGUGCACAAACGAUCUGGAAGGUACACCAUACAGACUAAUGGUGAUGUCUCUAUGUCACUAUUGAAUGUGACAAUGGAGAUCACUAUUAACUACAUUAACUACUGGCAAGAAGCCUCAUACGCAGCUUUAUCGCUAGACAGCUGCGCCUUCACCGCCUGCAGCUCCGACUUUAUUGUUAACAAUUCGUCUCCCAAUGUACGUUCCAAUGUACGUAGUUCGGCCUUAAAAACCUCGGUGAUUUCGGACCUCAAAAAGGACAGCAGCUCUGACUUUAAUGAGUCAAUAUCAGCCUUAGAAGCUGCCUGCGACACGAUGGACCCUUCACACAUCUUCAAGUUCAAUUGGACCCUGCUGUACCUUACUCAGCUACCCGGCAUGGUAAUUCUCGCACUACAAAAUGGUGAUGGUUGUACCAUUACAAUUCAGCCUGCUAAACUAGUGGUGGAGUUUGGUGCUUCUGCCACAGCUAACUGUUCCACAACCGUCACCCAUAAUGGAAUGGGUUGGGAAACAGUGACUGGAGCAGUGGAUCUAACAACAGAUGUCCAGUUCCUUAUCUGGAGGGUAGAGAGUCUGAAAUACUGGGACACACAGCCAAUAUGCUACAUCAAUGCACACGGGCAGUGUGAAUCCAAGCUCCCAGUUACUCUUUACAAACGUCCGGAGAAGGUGUCGAUCAGCACCGUGGAUCACACAGGGCCAAUGAUUGAGGGCAAACAGUACAAGCUCGAUUGUGAUGUUCAGAAUGUUGCUCCUGUUAAUCUCCUCACUGUCAACUGGUACAAAGGACAGCCAGGACAGCUAGUGAAAAGUGUACAAUUUAAUAACACUUCCUCCAAAACACCAGUAAACCGUUCUACUGAACUCAGCAUCUCGACCAGCAAAGAAGAUGAUGGAGUUCAGUACAGAUGUGAGGCAAAGCUGGAACUAGGACCAGAAGGACCUCAACCUCCUCCUAUAAAGACAUCAGAUCCUCUCAACAUUAUAGUGCACUAUAAACCUAUAAUAACUUGCUCAGAUUGGUCUGCUUUGUUUAAUACUCCCUUGAGCUCAUAUCCUUAUAAUGUUAUGGGAAAACCAUCGCCAAACAUCACCUGUUAUCGAGACCAAUCACCAGUCAGCUCCGAUAUGCGUCUCAGCAAGAGUGACACGGGCCAGUAUAGAUUCACUGCCUCUAAUGAGGUGGGAAGUUCAAGCUGUGACACAAAGAUCACUGUGGAGUAUCCUCCUACGUUUAACUGUCCUAAAAAUUAUACGGGGAAAGAGAACGAAUCCUUCUUAGACAAAUGUUCAGUUAUGGCUUCUCCUGUAGCGAACAUUACUUGGACAAAAGAUGGAAAAACAGUGAGCCCUCUUCAUAGUCUUACAAGAGGAGAUAGCGGCUCAUAUGUGAUCACAGCCGUGAACAAGCACGGAGUUGAACCUCACCGUAUGAUUGUUAAUGUUCAGUAUGGUCCAGAAAUUCAGCCAGUCACACGCUCAGAAGUGGUGAAAGCAGGCAAUGACUUGUCUCUGAGCUGCACUGCAGAAGGAAAUCCAGAGCCUGAAGUGAGCUGGAGCUUUCAAAACCAAACUAAGGCCACUGGGAGGCGGCAGACAAUUCUAAACCUUUCUAAAGCCAAUUCUGCUGAUGCUGGUGAAUAUUUGUGCACCGCUUCUAAUGAACUUGGGAGCAAAACAAGGACCGUCUCACUGACAGUAGAAGAAAGCAACAUGCGAACAAUAAUAAUCUGUGUUGGGGUUCCAUUACUGAUUUUAAUUAUUGCAUAUGGAAUUUACAUUUUUGUCAGGCGCAGAUAAUCUGAAAGGUAAACCAUAUAGACUAAUGGUGAUGUCUCUAUGUCACUAUUGAAGUAGAAUGAUGGAUAAGUAGUGAUGUUACCGGUGUUGUAAUCAGAGGUGGGUAGUAACGAGUUACAUUUACUUCGUUACAUUUACUUGAGUACAUUUUUUGGGUAACUUGUACUUUUUGAGUAUAAUUAAAGAUGCAUACUUUUACUCUUACUCAAGUAGAUUUUUAGUGGAAAAACUUUACUUUUACUUCGCUACAAUUGGCAGAUUUAAUAAAUAAUAAUUAGUUUAUAUGACAAGUCUCGCGAAACGUUGGAGAGGCUGCUUCGCGAGAGUAUACUGCACAUCUCCCGCUGAAGUUUAGCGCGCCUUUAGUUGGAAUAUGAUGGCUGAAGCAGAGGAAGACGUUUGCGCUUUAUCAAAGGCAGAUCACAUGUGGCCACAAAUUAAUUCUAUGUUUUCACUCCAAGAUGUAAAAUAUAAUAGCUUUAUAAUGCGAUGCAUUCUGUGUGCGCCAAAACAAACAGACAUCGCAGCUUACAAGAAUUCCAGCUCCAACCUAAAAAAACACGUAGCGGUAAAUUAUGCCUAUUUGAUGGUAAUUUGGUAACUAUGGGCACUUUGACCGUAACGUAAUACUACAUUUCACACACUGUCUGAAUCUUUUCCCUCACAUACGCUCUCGUGCAAUCCUGUGAACCCUACAAACAACACGUUCAUGAACAAACGUUCAUUAUAAGCGUCUGCAUUUUCAUAUCCAUGUUCCACAAAAUAAGUUGAAUUGCGUACUGUAAGACGUUUUGCAUUUAUACGCAAAUCCUGACAUCUCACUUAAGUUUUUUUGGACUACGUUUUUUUUUUUUCACUAAAGUGUAGAACAUAUACAAAAUAAAAACGGGAUUAUAUUUUGUUUGAUCCCUACCUAAAGAAUACAUGUACUUACUUAUAAAAUGUAACAAAUGUAAGAAUAAAGUAAAUUAAUCUUAAAAGAAAGAGCAGGUUAGCCCAGCACAUCAUUCAUUUACAUCAUUAAACCAUUAA
This is a messenger RNA of Tachysurus vachellii, 6063 nucleotides long. It is a transcript of the gene icam5, whose product is annotated as intercellular adhesion molecule 5. Gene Ontology annotation, molecular function: integrin binding. NCBI's taxonomy places the organism in Eukaryota, Metazoa, Chordata, Actinopteri, Siluriformes, Bagridae. The coding region runs from base 127 to 5031 and encodes 1634 amino acids. The transcript has 22 exons. Gene Ontology annotation, biological process: cell adhesion. The record is from RefSeq and is a predicted model, not a curated record.